Molecule: messenger RNA, 851 nt
Organism: Myotis lucifugus (little brown bat)
Lineage: Eukaryota; Metazoa; Chordata; Mammalia; Chiroptera; Vespertilionidae
Gene: LSM2
Product: LSM2 homolog, U6 small nuclear RNA and mRNA degradation associated
Exons: 5
Coding region: 190-477 (95 amino acids)
Biological process (GO): mRNA splicing, via spliceosome
Cellular component (GO): catalytic step 2 spliceosome; precatalytic spliceosome; U6 snRNP
Molecular function (GO): RNA binding
Source: RefSeq, a predicted model, not a curated record
CGAGCCCUUCCUCGCGGAUCCCCGUGCUGGCGGGCGCCCCGCUUCUGCACCCGGAGCUCCCGGUGGCACUCCCGCCCCGCCCCGCGCCGCCCCAGGGGCCGCCCCGCGCUCGGUUCCCCCCCGGCCUCUGGCCCGCGGCACCAGGCCCUCGCUUUCCCGGUCCGGCCGGCAGCCCGCCGCGCGAGCACCAUGCUCUUCUACUCCUUCUUCAAGUCCCUUGUGGGCAAGGAUGUGGUCGUGGAACUCAAGAAUGACCUGAGCAUCUGUGGGACCCUCCAUUCUGUGGAUCAGUAUCUCAACAUCAAACUUACUGACAUCAGCGUCACAGACCCUGAGAAAUACCCUCACAUGUUAUCAGUGAAGAAUUGCUUCAUCCGGGGCUCAGUGGUCCGCUAUGUGCAGUUGCCUGCAGAUGAGGUGGACACGCAGCUACUACAGGAUGCAGCGAGGAAGGAGGCCCUGCAGCAGAAACAGUGAUGCGACGACUCCACCCCUUUUCUCUUCCAUUGGUGAUCCUUGACCUGGGGUCCCAGCCCAGGACCCCUCCUUCAUACUUGAGAUGUUGUGUUUAUUGUUUUUCAAUAUUGAAGGCGCUUUUUUUUUUUUAAAGGGGGUGGGGGGGAGAUGAGUAGAUGAGAGGACUAAUUAGUGGGGAGCAGCCAUCCUCGGUGAGAAGGGAAGAGAAGGGAAGGUACGUUGUCUGGGGAACUGCAGUGUUCCUGGUCCCCAGCACCUGCCUUUCCUCCUUCCCCAGAGAUGCUGGGAGAAUCUAGACCUCUCCGGGGCGGCCUGUGACUCACUUGGGGAUGGAAGGACUCUGUCCCGCAUCGGGAAUAAAGUGUUGGUGCACA